GCAGUAAGAUCGUUAAAAUAUCCAAUGAGGUAAAAAACACGACACUCGUUUCUUGCGGCUCCACGUCAAUCUCCCCGUCUUCUUGUUAUCCACAGAGAUAGCCACCAUGAAAAUCUUCAGCAAUUCUCCAUGUCCAGUACCAAAUGGAGGCUACCCAAGUGUGCGUUUCUUCAAUUCCGUCACCAUCUUCCCGAGCACCCACCCGCACAAUCCUCAGCAUUUUGGGCUCAAAUUCGUUGUCUCUGUAUCAAAUCAAGCAGAUUCAUGCUCAAAUCCUCAGGAGGGGCCUUGCCGACGACAACCAUUUCAUAUCUGCUCUUGCCAAGAGAUGUGCCGAGUGUAGUCUCUGCAGUCUGGGGUAUGCACUCCAAGUGUUUGAUCAAACGACCAGGCCAAACGCGUUUAUAUGGAAUGCCGUCAUCAGAGGGUGCCUUCACAAGGACGCCCCAAGGGAAGCCAUCUUCCUGUACUACAAGAUGGUGGCGCAAGACUAUGUGCCCAACAAGUAUACAUUGCCUAUCGUCUUCAAGGCUUGCUGCGUUGCAGGGGCUGUAGAAGAAGGGGAGCAGAUUCAUACCCACGUGCUGAAGCUGGGCCUCUGGAGAGAUGGUCAUAUUCAGAGUGCUGCAAUUCAGAUGUACGCCUCGUGUAGACGUGUGAGAGAGGCGCGUCGGCUGCUAGACCAGUGUCCUGAAUCGGAUGUUGUGUCAUGGAACGCUAUGAUUGAUGGGUAUCUGAAACAGGGGGAGUUGGAGGCGGCGAAGGAACUCUUUGAACAGAUGCCCUGCAGCAGAAGUACAGGUUCUUGGAACGCUAUGAUAUCUGGGUAUGCAAAAUGUGGGAUGAUUGAGUCUGCGCGUGAACUGUUCGACGAUAUUCCUGAGAAGGAUGAUGUGUCUUGGAGCGCAAUGAUUGAUGGUUAUGUUCAAAAUGGGCUCUUUGAGAGAGCCUUGGAAGUGUUCCAGCAGAUGCAGAACAAGGGGAUUCCACCAAGUAGAUUUGUGCUACCAAGCGUGCUUUCUGCAUGUGCAAAUUUGGGUGCGUUGGAUCAGGGAAGAUGGGUUCAUGCUUACGUUGAAAGAAAUUCAAUGCAACUUGAUGCAGUUGGAUGGACUGCACUUGUAGAUAUGUACGCAAAAUGUGGCUGUUUACCAAUGGCAUUACAGGUCUUUGAGAACAUCACUAGAAAAGAAGUAUUUACAUGGAAUGCUUUAAUCCAUGGGCUUGCAAUGCAUGGGCAUGCUGAUGCUGCAACCAAGAUGUUCCUAAGAAUGCAAAAUGAGAAAAUAACACCGGACGGGAUCACUUUUCUUGGUGUUCUAAAUGCCUGUGCUCAUGCGGGAUUGGUGGAAGAAGGAUUUCAUUAUUUCAAUACCAUGAAGCGGAAUUACAAGAUAAAGCCGACUAUAGAACAUUAUGGCUGCAUGGUUGACCUGCUAGGCAGGGCAGGUAGAUUGGAUGAGGCUGAAGAUUUUAUUAGUUCCAUGCCCAUAAAAGCGAAUGCAUCUGUAUGGGGAGCUUUAUUGGGUGCUUGCAGGAUCCAUGGCAAUGUUGAACUUGGAGGGAAAGUGGGGAAGAUUUUGUUAGAGUUGGAACCAGAAAAUAGUGGUAGAUAUGCUCUAUUGUCAAAUAUCUAUGCAGCUGCUGGUCGAUGGGAUGAUGUUUCAAUGGUUAGAAAACUGAUGAAAGAUAGAGGGAUAAAGACAGUUCCCGGGUACAGUCUGAUCCAUCUUAAUGGGAUGAUUCACAAGUUUGUUACAGGUGAUGGAUCCCACCCGCAGAAGAAGGAAAUAUAUCUGAUGUUAGACGAUAUACUAAAAAAGUUGAAGUUGGCUGGUCACCUGCCAAUUGCCAGCCAGGUGUUGCUUGACAUGGAAGAGGAGGAGAAAGAAAGUGCAUUGUGCUAUCACAGCGAGAAAUUAGCUAUUGCUUUUGCAAUACUGAGCACAGCGCCUGGGACGCCCAUCAGAAUUGCGAAGAACCUCCGUGUCUGUGAGGACUGUCACUCUGCAACCAAGCUUAUUUCACAUGUUUAUAAGCGUGAGAUAAUAGUAAGGGAUCGUGUCCGGUAUCACUGCUUCAGAGAUGGCCGCUGCACUUGCAAGGAUUUCUGGUAAAUCACAGGACUGAUUUAUGGGGUAAUUCUAAACAAUAGAUCGUCUUGCUGUUUAGUAAACUGUUUUGGAGACGGGAGGUAUUGUGGCUUGCAGCACCACAUCUCUGUGUCUAGGGAAGGUGUAAGUGUAAGCAGAAAUACAGAAUGACUAGUACAGAACAUUGGUGGAAGUGGUCUAACAAGAGCUAGACAUCACUGGGCAGUUAAGAAAGUUGUUCUGAGAGAUGGGUCAAAAUCCACAACCUACGUAAGAUGGUAAAAACAAACCAUUCUAGUUGUUGAUCAGGUACAAAAAGUCAUAUGCUUCUUCGUCCAGCACAGGGAUUGUUAAUCUACAGUAUGAUAAUGUCUUCGCUGGUAGUAAUAUUAAGUUUACUAGUACCUGAUUUUCUGUCUGUAGAACAUUGGCAUUUGCUUACAGAACUCUUUUUUGCAUUCAAAAGCUAGUUCUUUAUAGGUCUUUGGUCUCUCACACAAUGUGCUGUGAUCCUUUGUUUUGAAAAAAAAUCUGUCCCUCAUGAAAACACUCGUGCUUCAUUGAGCUUUCAACUCCUUGCGGCCUAUCCUGUAAUGGAAAUGGAUGUGGGUAA
Molecule: messenger RNA, 2706 nt
Organism: Nymphaea colorata (pocket water lily)
Lineage: Eukaryota; Viridiplantae; Streptophyta; Magnoliopsida; Nymphaeales; Nymphaeaceae
Product: pentatricopeptide repeat-containing protein At5g66520-like
Exons: 1
Coding region: 144-2117 (657 amino acids)
Biological process (GO): RNA modification
Molecular function (GO): zinc ion binding; protein binding; RNA binding
Source: RefSeq, a predicted model, not a curated record